CAAAAUGACCCCAAAAAUGGGGGGAGGGACCACGGCAAGACCACCCUGACGGCCCCCAGCACCAAGGUGCUGUCCCCCGGGGGAGGGGCCCAGUUCCGGCGUUACGAGGAGAUCGACUCGGCCCCCGAGGAGAAGGCGCGAGGGAUCACCAUCAACGCCGCCCACGUGGAGUACAGCACCCCAAACAGGCACUAUGCCCACACUGACUGCCCAGGACACGCAGAUUAUGUCAAGAACAUGAUCACGGGCACGGCCCCCCUGGACGGGGCCAUUCUGGUCGUGGCAGCGACAGACGGACAAAUGCCCCAGACCCGGGAGCACCUGCUAUUGGCCAGACAGGUAAAAGGGGCGUGGUCAGCAAAAAAGGGGCGUGGUUUGUGUUCUAGAGCACCUGCUAUUGGCCAGACAUGCAAAAAGGGGCGUGGUCAGGGGAAAAGGGGCGUGGUCUGUGUUAUAGAGCAUCUGCUAUUGGCCAGACAGGUACAGGGGGCGUG
This is a messenger RNA of Neopelma chrysocephalum (saffron-crested tyrant-manakin), 494 nucleotides long. It is a transcript of the gene TUFM, whose product is annotated as Tu translation elongation factor, mitochondrial. Gene Ontology annotation, biological process: mitochondrial translational elongation. The transcript has 3 exons. Lineage: Eukaryota; Metazoa; Chordata; Aves; Passeriformes; Pipridae. Gene Ontology annotation, cellular component: mitochondrion. The record is from RefSeq and is a predicted model, not a curated record. Gene Ontology annotation, molecular function: translation elongation factor activity; GTPase activity; GTP binding. The annotation marks the transcript as partial.